This is a messenger RNA of Juglans microcarpa x Juglans regia, 1271 nucleotides long. Its product is annotated as soluble inorganic pyrophosphatase 6, chloroplastic-like. Bases 127 to 1014 code for a protein of 295 amino acids. Gene Ontology annotation, biological process: phosphate-containing compound metabolic process. The record is from RefSeq and is a predicted model, not a curated record. NCBI's taxonomy places the organism in Eukaryota, Viridiplantae, Streptophyta, Magnoliopsida, Fagales, Juglandaceae. The transcript is spliced from 6 exons. Gene Ontology annotation, molecular function: magnesium ion binding; inorganic diphosphate phosphatase activity. Gene Ontology annotation, cellular component: cytoplasm.
AAUUACAUGCUGCCACCUCAUUAUUGAAACGAGAUUUUUAUCAGGACUCAGGGGUACUCAGUCGCCGACCACUUGUUCUGUUCUGUGGUUCUCACUCUCACAGUCACAUCCUGAGAGAAUCCAAUCAUGGCGGCCACCAGAGCCAUAGCCGUGGCGAGCAACACUACCGCCUCCUGCUUGCUCUUCAAGAGCCCCUUCCUAUCGAAACAUACGCCGUACAACACCAGUCUCCGUUUCAAGAAUCUAAGGGCAUCGUCCCCGGCAAAGAGGUUGUUUACUUGUAGAGCUAUUUACAAUCCCGAGGUUCAGAUCAAGGAGGAGGGUCAGCCUGAAACGCUAGACUACAGGGUCUUCUUCGUCGAUAAUUCUGGCAGGAAGAUUUCCCCUUGGCAUGAUAUUCCGCUGAGCUUGGGUAAUGGUGUUUUCAACUUUAUUGUUGAAAUCCCCAAAGAAUCAAGUGCAAAGAUGGAGGUAGCCACUGAUGAGCCAUAUACUCCCAUUAAGCAGGAUACGAAAAAGGGGAAGCUUCGAUACUAUCCCUACAAUAUAAAUUGGAAUUAUGGAUUGCUUCCGCAGACAUGGGAAGACCCAUCCUCAGCUAACUCUGAAGUUGAAGGGGCAUUAGGGGAUAACGAUCCAGUUGAUGUUGUCGAGAUUGGUGAGAGUCAAAGAAAGAUUGGCCAAGUUCUUAAAGUCAAGCCCUUGGCUGCUUUGGCCAUGAUUGAUGAAGGGGAACUUGACUGGAAGAUAGUUGCGAUUUCAUUGGAUGAUCCAAGAGCGUCUCUUGUGAAUGACAUUGAUGAUGUUGAGAAGCAUUUCCCAGGAACUCUCACUGCGAUUAGGGAUUGGUUCAGAGAUUACAAGAUUCCUGAUGGGAAACCUGCUAACAAGUUUGGUCUUGGAAACAAAGCAGCAAACAAGGAUUAUGCUCUUAAAGUCAUCACCGAGACAAAUGAAUCGUGGGCUAAACUUGUUAGGAGAUCGGUUCCUUCUGGAGAACUUUCACUUGCAUAGAUGCAUUGGCAGACUGCAAGGUAGUGUGCUACAGGCGGGGGACUGUUAGUGACUCACCAGAGAUUUUCCUUUUAGCAAGUGAUUCCCCAGCAAUAUGUUAUGUUCAGGCCAAUGCCAUUUUUUCCCAUUAUGGAGCAGGAACGAUGCAUCAUUCAUUUGCUGAUCUUUUUACCAUCAAUGCUUGUAUGAAAACAUUAAAGUUGUCCAUUAUCAAGCUGGAUUUGAACUCUUCUAUCUGAUUACAUUUUUCUUGGUAA